Messenger RNA from Pygocentrus nattereri (red-bellied piranha), 2201 nucleotides. RefSeq names its product proline-rich protein 15-like. The transcript has a single exon. NCBI's taxonomy places the organism in Eukaryota, Metazoa, Chordata, Actinopteri, Characiformes, Serrasalmidae. The record is from RefSeq and is a predicted model, not a curated record. The coding region runs from base 328 to 645 and encodes 105 amino acids.
GAGAAUAAUCUUGUUUAUUGCUUAAUCUGAUCUACGUUCCCUGCUUCUUUAGUAUAGAAACUAAUUGGAGUUUCUGUUGGUUCCUAUAGAUGCCCAAUAAGUCACUAAUGGUAUUUCGUGUUUUCUGAUGGGUUGAUAUCACAUUGUAAAGGGUGCUAAUGAUUUAACAGAUACUCUGGGACUGAUUCCAGAUUCAUUUUAUGGGUUUCUAAGGUGUCCUACAGGGCAGGGUUUAGCACGUUUUAGGCUAAAUAAAGGUCAAUACUGACCUGUUACAGGGUUUUAAUCCUUAUUAUGUUUUAUGUUAAAGUGAAUUAGAGGCGAAAGAUGGCAGAAAGAUAUCCCUGGUGGAAGUCCUUAACCGGCAAGACGAAAAACAACAUCCUUAAAGAGACCAUCGUUCCGCAAGAAGCAGAAAAAGAGGCCAAAGCUGCUGCCAAACAGAGCACAGAGAGCCAAAACUCCAACCUGCUCAGUAACGAGACUUACGAUGACUCCCACCUCGAACCCGUGUUCAACGAGAACACCUGCAGGAGGAACCUGAGGGUUUCUCGGUCUGGCCGCUUUAAGGAGAAGAGGAGAGUUAGGGGGACUUUACCGGCCAACUGCAGCUUUUACGAGACCAACACCGCCGUGGCCAAGUAGCCCUGCUGGUGCUGAGAGAGCCGUGAUGAAGAUGGACUGGAGCGCAGCGCCAGACUGGCUGCAGCCCAGAGCCCAGCGGUACAGCUGAACUGCUGUUGAGCACACCGACCAAGUUCAGUUCAGAAGAAAUAUUAAAAGGUUUUUUUAUUUCUGAAUUUGGUACGCAGGUUUUGUUUGUUUGUCAGCUAAUAAACUAGUUGAUUUAUGCAGAGGUUUAAUGGCUUUUGCCCAUAUUCAUAAGACACACUAUUCUGUGUUUUACUUGUGAGGUUAUGCUCUGAAGCAUUUUGGUCAGUGAGGGUAAAGGUUUUAGAUCAGAGACUAUUGUACUGCUGCAAACAUGGGGAGACUUGAGUGAACUGCAUAUAUUACACACCUUUUCAAAUUCAGUGGUUUAAAAAUCCCCAAUCAUACCACGAACAUGAAACUAGCUUAAUUAGUUAGUCAGUAACAAUUAAUUAAAUAUAUAAUAUAUAUUUAUAUUUAUUAUUUAUUAUCUAAAUGGAAUUUUACUACUUUUCAAAGUAAUGAUUUAUAUGCAGGUCACUUACAGUAGGGUCAAUGUUUUUUGUCUGUGUCUGAUUUAGAUGUAUGUAAUGUUUUGUUGUGAGUUUGCUUAGUUUACAUCCAUAAGAACUGCACUUGUACAUUGUAAGAUAUUCCUGUUAGUCCCUGGUUGUUUGUCUGUAAGGCCAUGUAGCAGUGAAUCUUUCAUUUUCAGAAUCUUUCAUUUUCAGGAGUUCAUCCCAACAUUCAUGUUAAAGUUCUCAAUAUCUUUGUAAAAUAGUUGUUAAAGGCAUUUGUUUUGGUUUUAGGACUACUCUGGUUAUCAACGUUACGUUUUUGUAUCCAUGAUAGCAAAGAUUCCCAGCAGUCAUCGUCUCAUGCAGAAUAUUCAGACAACAAAGUUCAUAUAGUUUAGACUUUUCAGAGGCAUGGCUGCUUACCAUUACAGCAAGCACCCAUAUCCUUUAGCAGGAGUGUUGUGACAGGAAACUGUACUGUAAAGAGAGGUUGUGUAACAUUGUCAUAUCAGAUGGAAUGUGAUGAAGCAUUAAGCCGAGAAUAGCUUCAUAUGUUAAAUGGAAGUGUUGUGUAGGCCUGUUAAUCCAGAUGCACAAGUAAGACAUGCUGUCGUUUCAUUUAUUGUCCUGUUUGGGUGGGUGUGGACAGUGUUUUAAAUAGGCUGAUUAAGAAACAGAAACAUUUAAACAAACUCUGUUUCUGGGCCUCAUGCAGUCCAAUAUUAAAAUGUAUUUUGUCGCAGUCUAAUUACAAAAGGGAAAUAUUGUCAUUUUAUUCAUCUUUGUAGUUCACCACCUUUAACAUCAACAUGUGGUGAAGUUCAUUAAACACAUAAAUCCAACAAACAAAAAGCUUCAGAUUCAUUAUCUCUUUUUACCUGCAUGCGAUUUGUGUAGGUAAACCUGCUGGAGUGCUUAUAUUAGUGAAAUUUGAUAACACCCUUUUUGUACUUGAGGAAGACCUUACAUGUUUUGCAUAAAAUGUAAAUUGCAAAAUGGAAUAAAAAUGACAAAACUGUCCUUUAAAAUGUU